Phyllotreta striolata is the source of this 282-nucleotide messenger RNA. The record is from the annotation of a GenBank genome assembly. NCBI's taxonomy places the organism in Eukaryota, Metazoa, Arthropoda, Insecta, Coleoptera, Chrysomelidae.
AUGGUGGAAGCGUUUAAAGGGAUUAGUGGAGCGAACGUUCCGACGUGCAUCGAAGCGAACAGGACGAUCGAUAGAGACGAUGAACGUAGGAGCAGUUUUGGUGCAGAACUAAAACUUGGAGGUAUUGGAGCAGAAGCCGGCUGGUGCUCUCUAAACAUAGAUCACUAUCACAUCGUAGCGAGCUUAGUGCAGACGCCUCAGGACGAACGACGAUCCGACGAAGGAUCUGUGGAGGUCAUCAGAAUUCAGAGAUUGUCGGCUGCUAAAUGCAACUUUGUCUAG